AUGACCAGCCCGGCGCUUAAUUUCAUAACCUUUAAUCAAGACCACAGCUGUCUUGCUGUUGGCACUUCCAAAGGCUUUCGUAUCUACCACACAGAUCCGUUUUCUCGAAUCUUUAGCAGCGAUGAUGGCAACAUUGCCAUCAUCGAGAUGUUGUUCUCGACAUCCCUCGUCGCUCUUAUCUUGUCUCCUCGACAUCUGAUCAUUCAAAAUACCAAGAGAGCAUCCACCAUCUGCGAACUCACGUUUCCUUCAGCCGUACUGGCCGUCCGACUCAACCGAAAGCGACUUGCUGUUGUGCUCGAGGAAGAGAUAUACUUGUACGAUAUUAGCAACAUGAGCCUCCUCCAUACAAUUGCGACGUCGCCAAACCCGUCCGCUAUAUGCGCGCUCUCGCCAUCCUCCGAGAACUGCUAUAUCGCAUACCCCUUACCGAAGCCACGAGAAGAUCCCGAUGCGAAUCGACCGGCGCAUGCUCCUCCUCAGUCCACUUUCGUUGCGCCCACAUCAGGCGAGGUCUUGAUAUUUGACACUCUUUCGCUCAAGGCUGUCAAUGUCAUCGAAGCGCAUCGAUCGCCAUUGUGCUGUAUUUGCCUUAAUAACGACGGCACAUUGCUGGCCACAGCUAGUGAGACAGGCACCAUUAUUCGUGUCUUUUCAGUGCCCAAGGGCCAAAAGCUAUAUCAGUUCCGGCGUGGUACAUAUCCCUCCACUAUAUACAGCAUGUCCUUUAACCUCAGCUCAACUUUGCUGUGCGUUUCUUCAACCUCGGACACAAUCCAUAUUUUCCGACUUGGGGCACCACCCGGAAAUACUACUCCAGCUGGUGCGCCUAUCGAAUCACCCGCCUCUCAGCGACAGGAUCGUUGGUCACGGGCAAGAAGUUAUGACUCCGAGUCACCAGGUCCUAGUGCAGCAGAGUCGCCGAAGAACGAGCCAGCGGAUUUGAAUGGGCCAGGAGCCGGUUCAGGCAACAACCAAGGCCACACAAGGGGGAGUGGCUCAUUCAGCAGUAUGCUCCGUCGCUCUUCCCAAAUCAUGGGCCGUGGCGUUGCAGGAGUUAUGGGAUCAUACUUGCCACAGUCCGUAACAGAGAUGUGGGAACCUUUGCGAGAUUUCGCCUAUAUCAAGAUUCCCAAAUCCGCCACUUCCUCUGGGGCCUCGCGGACUUUGCGUGACGCACCCGGUGGUCCAUUGCGCAGUGUUGUGGCCAUGAGUAGUAGCAGCCCACAAGUUAUGGUUGUAACAAGUGAUGGAGGCUUUUACGUUUACAAUAUCGACAUGGAGCAUGGCGGGGAGGGUUAUCUUGUAAAGCAAUUUUCUGUCUUGGAAGGUGACGACAAAAGCGACGCUUCUGGAUAUGGUAGUUAG
Messenger RNA from Fusarium venenatum, 1368 nucleotides. Its product is annotated as WD40-repeat-containing domain protein. The record is from RefSeq and is a predicted model, not a curated record. Gene Ontology annotation, molecular function: phosphatidylinositol-3-phosphate binding; protein binding; phosphatidylinositol-3,5-bisphosphate binding. Gene Ontology annotation, biological process: autophagy of mitochondrion; protein localization to phagophore assembly site; nucleophagy. Gene Ontology annotation, cellular component: extrinsic component of membrane; cytosol; fungal-type vacuole membrane. Lineage: Eukaryota; Fungi; Ascomycota; Sordariomycetes; Hypocreales; Nectriaceae.